AUGUCCCUCAAGCAGGAGAUCGAGACGUGGGUGGCAGCGCUGGCCGCUUACGACAAUAACGAAUUCGAUGAAGCCCUAAAGUGCUUCGAUGGCAUCUCCGAUACCUCCAAGAUUCUCUUUAAUAUGGGCGUCAUUCACGCCACUCUGGGCGAGCAUGAGAGAGCUGUCGAAUGCUACCAGCGCGCUGUGCGCCUGGACCAGUACCUUGCCGUUGCAUACUUCCAGCAAGGCGUCUCCAACUUCCUGAUGGGCGACUUCGAGGAGGCAUUGGCCAACUUUAACGACACUCUUCUCUACCUGCGCGGCAACAACAACAUCGACUAUGAGCAGCUGGGCCUGAAGUUCAAGCUGUACUCCUGCGAGGUGCUCUUCAACCGUGGUCUCUGCUACAUCUACCUGCAGCAAAGGGAUGCAGGCAUGCAAGAUCUGUCUUUCGCCGCCAAGGAAAAGGUCGUUCCUGACCACGACGUCAUUGACGAGGCUAUCAGGGAGGACGCAGAGGGCUACACCGUCUUCUCCAUCCCGGUGGGCAUUGUUUACCGCCCGAACGAAGCGAAGGUGAAGAAUUUGAAGGCGAAGGACUACCUCGGAAAGGCUCGUCUCGUCGCAGCCUCUGACCGUGCCAAUGCAUUCACUGGCUUUGCCGGUGCUGAGAUCAAGAGAAUCAACCAGGAGUCCGCUUCCGGCAUGAACUCCAAGGAUGACCGACCGGACGACAAGAUUUCUUACGCCGCAACAAACCUUGUGAAGCCAGGCUUGACCAGUCGAUCGAGGCAACAGUCCGAGCCACCGAUCAACCGCAACAUGUUUCCUCCCACGCCUCCCCCGGAGGAGACGAAGGGCUCUCCCAAUGGAUACACUUCUCGGUCACAGUCUGUUCGUGGCGAAGGCCGGAAACCUGCACCAUUGGAGCUUGGACGCGCCGCGUUUGAUCAGUCCCCCAAGAGCCAGCAGCCUCGUCCGAUGCCCCAAAGAUCGAUGUCUGAACGUCCGAGACCCACUCGCGAGUCUUCUACGUCAUCGUCAUCGCGGGGUCCGAGAAACGGCGGUCCCAGCCUGCGUCCUCGUAUCACUUCGGACGAGGACGACGCGAGCGCUUACCCUGAGGAUCUUUAUGACAUGUACGGCAGGUCGGGCAAUGAGCGCCCCAGCUAUGGCGGACGCUCGCAAUCGACACGGCGCCCACAGCAGAGACCCAUGUACAUUGAAGAGGAGGAGGAAGACGCUUUCGAUCAGUCUGACAUUGACUCCGGCGAGUUCGAGAUGGUGCCCACGCGCUCUCGCAGUACGAGACGCCCGUCGACCAACCGUCCUCGCGGACAGUCUCAGAGGCGUAGCGUGGGCCUACGCACGAUUCGAGUCAAGGUGCACGCCGAUGAUACACGCUACGUGUUCCUUGACCCUUACGCACGUUUCGACCAAUUCGUGGGUCAGAUCAGAGACAAAUUCGGCCUGAGGGCGAACUUCAAGAUCAAGAUCAAGGAUGAGCAGGAUUUCAUCACCAUGAGCGAUCAGGACGAUCUUGACAUGGCAAUCAUGACCUGCAAACAAGAGGCGAAGAGGGAGAAGGCGGAAAUGGGAAAGAUGGAGAUCUGGGUGCAAACUGUGUAG
Messenger RNA from Lasiodiplodia theobromae, 1611 nucleotides. Its product is annotated as NADPh oxidase. The record is from RefSeq and is a predicted model, not a curated record. Gene Ontology annotation, molecular function: protein binding. The transcript is spliced from 5 exons. Bases 1 to 1611 code for a protein of 536 amino acids. Lineage: Eukaryota; Fungi; Ascomycota; Dothideomycetes; Botryosphaeriales; Botryosphaeriaceae.